Macrobrachium nipponense is the source of this 867-nucleotide messenger RNA. RefSeq lists its product as uncharacterized. The record is from RefSeq and is a predicted model, not a curated record. NCBI's taxonomy places the organism in Eukaryota, Metazoa, Arthropoda, Malacostraca, Decapoda, Palaemonidae. The transcript has 6 exons. The coding region runs from base 266 to 781 and encodes 171 amino acids.
CAGGGCUCCGACUACGUAGAAACUAUCGACUGGCAGGAAAAGAACUUCCCCCAAGACCAGAGAGUCGAAAUGGUCACCUUCGAAGCAGAGGACAAUGUUCUGAGGGCCGACUACAUCAGGAAGGGUCCCAGCACUGGGCGGAGAGCAGAGAAAAGAGCUCAAUCACAUCAGGAGCCAGCUUUUUCCAAGCAGGAGCUUCGAGAGCGACGAAUUUGACUGGUCUCUGGCGUUGGACAAGGAGAUCUAUUACCAGUUCUACACGAAGAUGUCCACCGUCUGCCUCAAAAUCAGCGUCCUGGAGAUCUGGGGCUACAACUCUUCCGUCUACGAAAAGCUGACGGACCAGGAUGUCACCGAAGCCGUCAACGCAGCCAACAUGGCAACAACGUUUUCCUACCCAAUGAAUUUCACCGAAUUCCUGGGGAGUGUGACCCGGAAUGGCUCGGGUUAUGUGACAGCUGCUAAAACUGCCAUAGCCUAUUUGGUCAUGAGGGUCAAUCGGAGUGAGGUCACCUUGGGGGAGAGUGCCAGCCACGCCCGUUUGUCAGAGGAGGUUGACGCUGGCCUCUACAACUGGGAAGAAGCGUACUACAUUCAGCUGCUUUUGAACCAGUCAGAUCUUCUGCCGGGUUUGAAGCUCUUCCUGGAAUCCCAGCAGAGGAAUGACGCCUCGAGCAGAUGGCCAGGGCUCUUCGCCAUGCCGGGGUCGCCAUCACUGUCACUUCUAUCACAGAUUUUGGAGCUUUCUUCAUCGGUGCCACAACGGUCCUCCCCGCCCUGAGGUCAUUCUGCAUCUAUUCCGCCGUGGGGAUCGCCAGUCUCUACGCCCUGCAACUCCCCUUCUUCUUCUUCCCGUGGUUCGCCCUG